Diorhabda sublineata is the source of this 1586-nucleotide messenger RNA. RefSeq lists its product as uncharacterized. NCBI's taxonomy places the organism in Eukaryota, Metazoa, Arthropoda, Insecta, Coleoptera, Chrysomelidae. The record is from RefSeq and is a predicted model, not a curated record. Bases 125 to 1543 code for a protein of 472 amino acids. The transcript is spliced from 2 exons.
AGAGGCUCGAAGAGAUUCCGAAGUAAAAGAAGAUUGUAAUAAAUAUUUACAACAUGGAGAAAAUGUUUUGAAAAUUAUUUAAUGUUUAUGAAGGAGUUAUUACAAAUUUUAUUAUACUUUGAAAAUGUCGUUUACUCCAGGAGGUAUUAAAUCAAGUCCAUUUGGUAAUACUAUAAAUAAAAACUUAUUAACACCUUGUCGUACAGUAGGGUUGUCGAGAAAAAGAACAACACCAAAUAGUAUUUCAAAGAUAUUAUCCCAAGAUUUAAAUAAUUCAAAUUCUAGUAUUUCAGAAAAUACUCCUGUUAACAGUAACGUUUAUACAAAGCGAAAAUAUGGAAUGGGAGAAAGUAGUUCUUUAACUAAUAGUGCAAAAAAAGUCGAAAGUGGAGUAAAGAAAAGUCUUGAUAGCUGUUUUCAGAAAGAUGAAAAUGCAGUUAUUGAAGUUAGGGAAGAAAACAUUGAAGACAAUGGUGAAAAAAAUAUUAAAAUUUUAUCUAAAAGACAAAUAAAACGUUUAGAAACUCAACAGAAAACAUUGGGUUCUGGAAAAAUGAAUAGUGAUGAUUUUGAAAAGGAGAACACACAAGAUACUGAAGUAAAAUCUAGUAAUCAGUCGUCUAAUAAAUUCUUAUCUUUGGAUGAAAAAGUUGAGAUUGAAGAUGAUGUAUACCCUCUUUCUGCAUAUAAUAGUUCUGUAAUGAAAGCUGAAGUUCCAGAUUCAACAAAUAUAUCCAGUACUGCAUCAGAUGAAACUAGUUCAACUAUUAAUGAUCCAUUAGUUAAACUUCCACUUAAAAGAACAAUUUUAUAUGAUUCUGAUGAUGAGUUUAGAAUCACUGAGAAUUUUACAACCAAGUUAAAAACAUGUGAGAGGAAAAAAACUGUAGAUGAAAGUGAUUAUAAACAUACGAAUUCUCAUGAUUCUUUUAGAGAUUGUUCAAUUAAUAUAAAGAGACUCAGUGAACAAGAGAUUGGUGAUUUAACAGUAAAUUCUGCUAAAAAAAUUGACACAAUUCAAUGUGCUAAAGAAGAUUUAGGUGUUAUUAAGAAGAAACGAUCUGAAGUAAUGAAUGAAGAAGAUGGUUUUAUAACAAAAUCUCUCAAACUAUCAAACGAGGUUGUUGAGAAAGUAACCAAAAAUAAAGAUCCCCCCAAAAUAAAAAAGUCGAAAUUACUUAAAGUAAAGUCACUUACACUUUGUAACAGUUUUGAUGAUGAAGAAGAGGCAUUCACCUCAACCCCAGAUAGAGAAAGAAAUGAAAAACGUGAACUAAUAAGUCAAAUUAAAGCAAUAGAAAAAAGUAUUAGUGAUAAAAAAAUUAAAUUAGAGAAUUUAAAAAGAGCCUCUUUGUAUAAAUCGAAACAUAACGUAGAAGAACUGAAUAAUGUUACAGAGAUAUGGAGGCGAGGUUGUAAUUUGGGUUUAGAAGGACUUUUGAAACAGUUACAGCUUCAUGGACCCAUGGAUAUGUCAACGCUAUUAAGAAAUUUACAAAUUUCACAAGAAACGGCUUCUAAAGUGCUUAUCAAUACUAUUUAGAUUAAGUAAUCAAUUUUAAUACAAAUUUAUAUUUUUUACAGUA